Molecule: messenger RNA, 2148 nt
Organism: Aspergillus alliaceus
Lineage: Eukaryota; Fungi; Ascomycota; Eurotiomycetes; Eurotiales; Aspergillaceae
Product: Zn(II)2Cys6 transcription factor domain-containing protein
Exons: 1
Coding region: 744-1853 (369 amino acids)
Biological process (GO): regulation of DNA-templated transcription
Molecular function (GO): DNA-binding transcription factor activity, RNA polymerase II-specific; zinc ion binding
Source: RefSeq, a predicted model, not a curated record
UGUAGGCUUAGCACGGUCCAAUAGUCAAAUUGGGUGGCCCCCGAGCCAAGCCCUUAAUUUAAAACUCUCCAAUUCCAUUAGUCUAGGGCUUUGAAUACUCCAAUUCACCAUCAUCCCGCUUUAAACGCUUUAGAACUCGCCCUGAAGUACGCCUCUGAGUGUCAGUUUCAUCUUGCAGAUUUGAAUUAUCAGGGAGCGGGAUUUCAUCCUCAAGGUCCUCUCCAUCCUCGUCCCUGAGUUCAAUCAGAGGUGCAUCCCUGAUAUCUCUGAGAGGUCUCUUACCAAGCGCAGCCCUGCUCGGGCCCUGCGAUAGUUGAGCCUUAGCUGAGUAAUCUCCCUCAGUAUCACUGAUUAGAUCAAAACCCCCAGAGCCAGUAGCAGGAACAGAAAGAACAUCCCGUGCAAGGCUCGCAAAUCAUGCCAGAUCGUUCGACUUAUUAACACCCAUAUUUAGACCAGCAUCUGCGCCACCACUUAGUAGCGGUGUUAAUAGGCCGAGGGAUCUAGCAAGUCAUGCCAGAUCAUUCGACUUAUUAACACCUAUAUUUAGACCAACAUCCCUGUCACCAACACCCAUUGAACGAUCCACCCCCUCAUGGAGCCGAACCGCGAUCCUGCGUUGCUACCCGUAGAGGCAUUGGGCCUUGGCUGAUAAUGUAUACGAUAGUAGAUAAAUUACCAUUCACAUACCGACUAUUCUGUCACAUGGCUCCGCUCAUGACACCUGCUUUUGAACCAAGCAAAUGGAAAGCAGUUCAACCAGACCAACCCCGGCAAAACGAGCCUCAUGCGAUCGCUGUCAUCUUCAGAAAAUCAGAUGCCCUCGACCGGAUUCGGAUGAUUUGAGCAGCUGUGCCCGAUGCCGAUAUCUGGGGAUACAAUGUGUCUAUAGCGCGCCAUUACCAAGGGGACGGCCAAGCGGAAGCAGGAAGUCGACCAGCAAGAGCUAUAGAACGCCGAAGGAGGUACCUCUUCUGCCCCGGCCCUCGCAAACUACCCCGGAACCAAUAGACAACCAGGAAACGAUAUCUGACGAGCUCCGAUCAGUACUGGUGUCUCAAGAUUGUGGCUAUCCAGCAGGGACCUGGUUUGAGUCGGAUCCAUGGUCCUUGUUAGGGACUGCAGCUGACAGGGGAUCAUUCAUUGAUCUUACCAUGGAAACAACAUCAACAUACACCUCAAGCGCCUCAUCUGCUGAGCUAUCCCACGAUGACAUUUUCACAGAUUCAAUGCAGCAGCUGGCAGCGCUAAGUUGCAGCCUCUAUACGCUUCACACCACGUGUCGCAACGAGAUCGCCAGCCUGGAGCUCCAGCCCCAGCUCGUCUCUCAUACAAACGCCUUCAAUUCCUUGGCGACUUUACUGAGAGUCCUACCGAGCCUUGACGAAUACGAGAUAUACACGGAAGCCUGUCUCGCAUCAAAGAGCUUGCUCCUGGUCAUGUAUCGGCUUCGGCUCUUCGACUCCCCGAAUGAUGAGGUUUUACCGGCUGCCCUGCAGCAUCUUCUCUCUGCGUGUUAUGUCCAACUCCUCCACGUGCAUACGAUUCUGGUCAGGCUUAUGUCAUAUGAGACGUCGAACUCACCGGAUUUUCAUCAAGGCAACCCCUUCUCCUUCGCCCGACUUCGCCUGGUGGUCAUCUACAACCUUGUCAAGCAUCUGCUAGAAGACGUGCGGCGUGGCUAUGGUGCAUAUAGUCUGACAGUGGCACGGUCGGGCUCUCAGCCAACUACCUAUACAGGAUCCCACGAAAUCAGUCAGGCUGAACACAAGCUAUGGAACGACCUCCAGGGGUUGCAAAUCUGUCUUUCUCCAAGAUUACAGACGCCUUCGGCUCAUGAAUCUGCCGAGUAGCUGAUAAUGACUUUCUGUUGAACUUUAUGGCGAACUAACGUAUUCGGUGAGCGAGCCGCCACUUUCUCUCCGACAGCGCACCCUACAUUGAUUUGAGACCAUUAUUUCUCACCAACAACAAUAAAUACAUUCAAUAAAUUAAGUACUGGUACGAUAAGGGCAUUGAGGCCUUCUAUGCCCGAGAGUAUUACAUUCACUGCAUCCAAAUUAGCGCCGCACAAGCGUUAGGGAGACUAGAAGCUCAGGCUCGGCCAGAGCAGCAGUAAAUAAGCUUCCUAUAUUAUGAUUUUAAAAC